AUGGUGUGGAGAGCGCCGUUGCGAGUUGGGACGCAGUCCGUGAUAUUGCUCGGCCGCACUAUUUGUGGCCUGCUCGACGUAGGCCAUGCUACCGCCAAUGUCAUCGUGUGCCUGUCGCUGACCCUGUUUUGUUUGGGACUUGUCCUGCAGGCCUUAUCAAACGCCGCCGAUCCGUACAGGUGCCGGGCUCUCAUACGGCACGGCUCCUGGCCGCCAUACGCACCUCUAAAGGUCAAUGCCGCCGCAGACUAUGAGCAGCUCGAGACACUCCAGCGUGAGGGCCGCGAGCCGCCUCCGGCACGGCCGUUUGACAAGUGGGAGCCGGCCGGCUGCCGCAUGCACGAGUAUUCGCGAGACGACAUCCGUGAGUGUUUGGGUGGCAAGCGCGUGCUCUUUGUCGGCGACACGACCAUGCGUGUGCUCUUCUUUGCCGCAUUGACCCGGCUCGAGCACGAGGUGGCCGAAUGGCUUCUGCGAACGACAUUCACCGAGAGCAACCCCCGGCAUGACCUGGCCAUUGACUCGGAAACGGUCCACCUGCAUUUUAUUUGGGACCCGUGGCUGAACUCGACGGCGCUUGACGACGAGAUCCGUAUGAUGGAGCCCGGCGGCGACAAGCACGCUGGCACGGAAUUGAAGCCAGAUUUGGUCAUAAUAGGAUCGGUCGGACUCUGGGCUGCACGUAAUGCAGCGGACGACAAAUAUUUCGACACCUUUUGCACAACAACCGAUCGAGUGACCCGUGUCAUGGGUGACGAGGUGCGUCCUUUUGACGGACAACACUCUGCAAAUUACGUCUUUCUCGCGCCGGUCACGAUCCCCCGGUACGAGAUGCUUCGGCCUGGACGUGCCGAAGCGAUUUCGCCGGAUCGGAUCAAGCGCAUGAACAACUACCUCGCAAAUGUGUCACCCGCCGUACAGUCCCACAUUCUGACCUCUUACAACGAGAUGACCAACCACAUUCCCGAAGCCUAUGAGGACACGGGCUUGCAUGUCACUGCGUCCGUUGCGGAGCGGUGGAUCGAUAUCCCGCUGAACGCACGCUGCAAUGGACUACUUCUCGGGCGUCCUGCGGCCGAUCAGCCAGUGCCCAGCCUCGUCCAUACGACGACGUGCUGUGCCGCCUAUCCAACACCGGUCCGCGCACAGAGGCUACUCUGGUACAUCCUUUGCGCUGCCAUUUUUGUUCCCACCCUCAUAUUUGUUGUCAAAAGCCGAGCUGCCUUGUUGGCAUCCCAUUUAUCAUGCACAUUUGUUGGCCUUGCCGCCCUCUAUUGCUAUAUGGCCGAUCGCUCACAUGCCUUCGCCAAGUCAGAGAAGCACUACAAUGUGGGCUGGCUAUGCUUUGUUUCGGUCUUGUCGGUGAUUGUGUUCCUUGUUUACCAAAAAAGAUACGUCUGGAAAUUGAGAGGUCCGCCACCAACAUCGCCGCAUCGGCCAUCUUUGUCAGAGGUAGACUUUCUACCUCGACACAUUUCGAAUGAGUGGAAGGGCCUUAUGCAGGUUGCCGUUUUGCUCCUCGCAUACCAGGACACCACCCAAACGUCCAUUGUUGUCAAAUGGUCCGGAUUUUUCACUGCAUCGUAUCUUUUCCUGUCUGCAUUCGGUCAUGCGUCCUAUUUUCUGCGAGUAAACGACUUCUCGUUCCACCGAGUAGCGUCAGUUCUUUUUCGCCUUAAUAUCCUACCCUGCUUGCUGGCUCUUAUGCUAGACGGGCCCGAUAAGGGAACCGCAAACAGCGUGUCUCGUCUUUACUACUUCCCCCGCCUUAUAUCCUUUUGGUUUCUCAUCAUCUAUAUCACGCUACGAAUCGGUUCUCACACAAAUCGAAGUCAACCUCAUUUGCUAUUGCUCCGAAUUUGUGUAUCCGCCACUGUUCUCGUAUAUAUUGGCUUGCAUCCCGGGCCCUUCGGUCUUUUUGAGACGAUAAACAAGGCAGGCACAUAUUUGUUUGGCAAACGAACGACAUGGGCUGUCGAAGACAUGAGCGUGGCUGUCUAUACAAACUGGUGUGCGCCAUAUGUGGGUAUGGUGGUCGCCGUUGUCGCACAACGAGCCGCCAUUAUCUGCGAUCGAAUACAGCGCCAGCAGGAACAAGAACAAAUGCUUCUUUCUGGAAAAUUCUCCGAAUCAAGCGUACGUCCACAUACCAGUACUGGACCGAGCACCAACGGAGUCAGACUCUUCGAUGGUCGAGCCCGAGCCAACUCAACCAACAGCACCAACCCCGACUUCCGUAACUCGUUGCCAGACGAUGUACGUGUCCGAAACGCUGUUUGCCAGGACGCGGGGUGGUUGGACCGGGUGUUGAUCGCCGUGCUGUACCGGACUGAAUUUACUACCCCUAUCCAGACUAUGAUUGUCAUAUUCAGCUCCGUCUUCUUUUUCAUGUUUGCCAGCGCUACAUCCGUGUCGCCGCUUGUUGAAGGCGACACAUCGCAUCCCUACAUAACGAGUGUUGCGGUUGCCUGCUUCGCCGUUGUGCGGAACUGCCACAGCCAGCUGCGUGCAAGAUACAUGAUGGUGCCAGCGGCGUUGGGUGCCAUGGCUCUUGAACUAUUUGUCUUGCACAACCACAUCCUACUGUCUGGAAAUGGGACCGGCCACCUCCGACUCUUGUCCCUGUAUGCUCCCGCCGUUGAAGAAGGCGCUUCUUUCCUGGAGAAUGUCUCCAGAGCCAAGAUUGCGACCGUACAUUGCGUCGAGAUUGUUAGUAUCACCGUUAUUUUCUUACUUGUCGCUCGACACACAUACAAAUCUACCCGCUUUCUAAGUCUACUACUGUUCGGAGACCGUGCUGCGGAGUAUACGGGACAUUCGCCCUUACCUGCAAACAUGAGAGGCCCCGUCAUCGGCAUCGACGCCAGUAUAGCCGCAUUUGAUUCUGGACACUAUGAGCUCCCAGAGUAUGGCGAUGAGAGCUCUUUGACGGCGGCCAAGGAGCCGGCGGCCAUACACCUGAGUCCAACAACCUUGGGUGUUCAAAUCCGGGCAGCGAGUGUACUAUUUUUGCUAUGGGCCUUCAACCAGUUCUAUGUAUGA
Sporothrix schenckii 1099-18 is the source of this 3042-nucleotide messenger RNA. RefSeq lists its product as uncharacterized. The record is from RefSeq and is a predicted model, not a curated record. The coding region runs from base 1 to 3042 and encodes 1013 amino acids. The transcript is spliced from 2 exons. NCBI's taxonomy places the organism in Eukaryota, Fungi, Ascomycota, Sordariomycetes, Ophiostomatales, Ophiostomataceae.